UCUAUAUUUAUUUCCAUUCAUUUCAACUCAGUGAAUUAUUCACUUCGUGUAGGACCCCCUUGGCGGGCCACAGUCAUUGAGUGAGCGCCCGUCCCUCUGAUUGGCUGUGGACCCUCUGGGCUUUCAUGUCGUUCGCGAUAAGCGCCUUAUCGUCACGUGGUGGGUCUUCGCUUCCCAUAGGGUUUCUCACCCCACAGAUCUCAUUGGGAAAAUUUCGCCUGAAAAGCUCUUGUUCACGACGGCAUCUCGAGACUCGGCACGGAUUUCUAACGAAGUAACGCCACACACACUCCGAUACAAUGGCCAAACUCUCGCGUGGUGCCCCUGGUGGCAAGCUUAAGAUGACCCUGGGUCUCCCAGUUGGUGCCGUCAUGAACUGCGCCGACAACUCCGGUGCCCGAAACCUGUACAUCAUCGCCGUCAAGGGUAUUGGUGCUCGCCUGAACCGAUUGCCCGCUGGUGGUGUCGGUGACAUGGUCAUGGCCACCGUCAAGAAGGGAAAGCCCGAGCUCCGAAAGAAGGUCCACCCCGCCGUUAUCGUCCGCCAGUCCAAGCCCUGGAAGCGAUUCGACGGUGUGUUCCUGUACUUUGAGGACAACGCCGGUGUCAUCGUCAACCCCAAGGGUGAGAUGAAGGGAUCCGCCAUCACUGGCCCCGUCGGAAAGGAGGCUGCUGAGCUCUGGCCCCGUAUUGCCAGCAACUCCGGUGUUGUGAUGUAAGGUGCUUUUGGGAGAGGAAA
Molecule: messenger RNA, 739 nt
Organism: Ilyonectria robusta
Lineage: Eukaryota; Fungi; Ascomycota; Sordariomycetes; Hypocreales; Nectriaceae
Product: ribosomal protein L14 domain-containing protein
Exons: 5
Coding region: 300-719 (139 amino acids)
Biological process (GO): translation
Cellular component (GO): ribosome; cytosolic large ribosomal subunit
Molecular function (GO): structural constituent of ribosome; large ribosomal subunit rRNA binding
Source: RefSeq, a predicted model, not a curated record